Molecule: messenger RNA, 444 nt
Organism: Triticum turgidum subsp. durum (durum wheat)
Lineage: Eukaryota; Viridiplantae; Streptophyta; Magnoliopsida; Poales; Poaceae
Source: the annotation of a GenBank genome assembly
AUGAUACUCGCCGUGCUCUUCGCCAACUCCGAGGGCAACAUCCUCAUCGAGAGGUUCCAUGGCGUCCCCGCGGAGGAGCGGCUGCACUGGCGCUCCUUCCUCGUCAAGCUCGGCGCCGAGAACCUCAAGGGCGCCAAGUCCGAGGAGCUCCUCGUCGCCUCCCACAAGUCGGUCUCCAUUGUGUAUACCAUGAUCGGGGACGUCUGCCUGUACAUUGUUGGCAAGGAUGAAUAUGAUGAGCUUGCUUUGUCGGAGGUGAUCUUCGCUGUUACGUCGGCGGUUAAGGAUGUGUGUGCGAAACCACCUACCGAGCGCCUCUUCCUCGACAAGUAUGGGAGGAUCUGCUUGUGCCUUGAUGAGAUCGUUUGGCAGGGGUUGCUGGAGAACACGGAGAAGGACAGGGUUCGGAGGCUGAUCAGGCUGAAGCCCCCCGUGGAGCCAUGA